Messenger RNA from Blepharisma stoltei, 916 nucleotides. The record is from the annotation of a GenBank genome assembly. NCBI's taxonomy places the organism in Eukaryota, Ciliophora, Heterotrichea, Heterotrichida, Blepharismidae.
AUGGCUCGCAGGCAAUUCUUCGUUGGUGGUAAUUGGAAAUCUAAUGGAACUCAAGCUUCAGUCAGAGAACUAUGUGAGCAAGUUUUAAAUUCUACAAGUAUUGAUUUUUCAAGAGUGCAAGUUGUGGUUGCUCCUGCAUUUAUAUUUUUACAAUUUGCAAGGUCACUUCUCAGGCCUAACAUCGCAGUAUCUGCUCAGAACUGCAGCUUAACUGGAUCCGGGCCAUUUACAGGAGAAGUUGCAGUCGAGCACAUUGUUGAUUUGGGUCUUAACUGGACAAUAUUAGGACAUUCAGAAAGAAGAAAUCUAUAUGGAGAAACUGACGAUAUAGUUUCUAACUCUCCUAUCCUAUCCUUGAAAUUAGAGUAAAAUAUAAGUAAAAUUUUGAAUACUCAAACCCUCUUUAGAUUUGAACUAUUUUUUUCAUUAGGAGAAUUUUAUAGAUGAAAAUUUAAAGAGAAGUAAGAAGGUAAAUAGAGCUUUAGCUCAUGGGCUGAGUGUUAUUGCUUGCUUUGGGGAAAAUCUACAAGAAAGAAAAUCUGGAAUUACUCUUGAUGUCGUUGCUAGGCAGCUAGACUCUUUAAAAAAAGGGAUUAUUGAUUGAAAUAAAGUAGUUUUAGCAUAUGAGCCUGUAUGGGCUAUUGGGACAGGGAUAAAUGCAACGCCUGAGCAAGCACAAGAAGUACAUGCAAUGAUAAGAAACUGGCUAAGCACCAAUGUGAGUGCUGAGGUUGCUGAGCGCACAAGAGUCAUUUAUGGGGGGUCUGUGACUGAUCAAAAUGCAGCACAAUUGAUUUCCAAAAAUGAUGUUGAUGGAUUUCUUGUAGGAGGUGCUUCAUUGAAGCCUGCCUUUAGAGUGAUCUUGGAAGUGACUAACACUCAGCAUUUGAAUCAAUUCCCUUAUCCUUGCAUUUAA